AUGGCAUCUCUCGCCAAAUACACCCACGUAUCCUCCACAGCUGUGAGCAACAACGUUGGGGACUCACAGGAAAAGCACCGAUCGAGAAGUAUACCGCAACCUUCUGCGGGACUGCGUGUUCCCUCCAACAAGAAGACAAUCUAUGAUCGAAAUCUCAACCGAAGUCGUAAUGCGGAACUCAGCAAAGCAAGCUUUGCGUACCUCUUUUCUGAGAUGGUCGUAUAUGCUCAGAGACGGGUGACUGGAAUACAGGACUUAGAGCGACGACUUAACGAACAGGGCUACCCCUUAGGCCUCCGCCUUCUCGAUCUUCUUCUCUACCGAUCUCUCCCCGGGUCCUCCUCAUCUAGCGGUCUCACAUCCUCUUCCUCCUCAUCGGGUACCCAACCCAACCGACCCCUCCGCAUCCUCCCACUCCUCCAGCUAAUACACGGCCCUCUUUGGCGCCUCCUAUUCUCCCGUCCAGCAGAUGCGCUUGAACACUCCGUUGCCGCUGCUACACCCAAUGAAUACAUGAUUACUGACAAUGAUCCGCUGGUCAAUUCCUACAUAUCCGUCCCGCGGGAGAUGAACCAACUGAAUUGUGCGGCGUACGUGGCUGGAAUUAUCGAAGGGGUGUGUGACGGGUGUGGGUUUGAGGCAAAAGUGACUGCUCACAAUCAGGCUAGUGAGAUGUGGCCCGGGCGGACAGUGUUUCUAGUUCGAUUUGGUGAGAGUGUUAUGGAAAGGGAGAAGAUGUUGGAGAGAGUAGGGGUAAAGUAA
Paracoccidioides brasiliensis Pb18 is the source of this 762-nucleotide messenger RNA. RefSeq names its product TRAPP subunit TRS31. The record is from RefSeq and is a predicted model, not a curated record. Gene Ontology annotation, biological process: endoplasmic reticulum to Golgi vesicle-mediated transport. Gene Ontology annotation, cellular component: TRAPPI protein complex; TRAPPIII protein complex; TRAPPII protein complex. Bases 1 to 762 code for a protein of 253 amino acids. The transcript is spliced from 2 exons.